AUGGGAGUUUCAUGGCAGAAAGCUAAGAGUUUCAUGGCAGAAUGUGAAGCCUUGAGGAAUAUCAGACAUCGAAAUCUUGUAAAGAUUAUAACUGCAUGUUCAGGUGUGGACAAUCAAGGCAAUGACUUCAUGGCACUAGUUUAUGAGUUCACGGUCCAUGGCAGUCUCGAGAAAUGGUUGCAUCCAUCUCUUGCCGCAGUAAAUGGAAUGCAAGAAAGAUACAUGUUUUUAAAUCUAAUUCAAAGAAUAAAUAUUGCAAUUGACGUUGCUUUUGCAAUUGAGUAUCUUCAUCAUCGUUCUGGGACUCCAAUAGUCCAUUGCGACCUCAAGCCAAGCAAUGUUCUUCUCGAUGAUGAAAUGACUGCUCAUAUUGGUGACUUCGGGCUGGCAAAAUUCCUUUCGCAUAGCAUCCAAAAUAAUUUUUCUAAUCAAUCAAGUUCUGCUGGAUUACGAGGAACUAUUGGUUAUGCUCCUCCAGAGUAUGGACUGGGAAGCGAGGUUUCAACACAAGGUGAUGUUUACAGUUAUGGCAUUCUCUUGUUGGAGAUGUUUACGAGGAAGAGGCCUACUGCUGACAUGUUUAAAGAAGGUUUGAAUCUUCACAAAUUUGUGGAGUCAGCUUUGCCAAAUGAAGUGAGUGCCAUUGCAGAUCCAUUUCUCUUUCAAGAAGGAGGCCAAUCAAAUGAAAGAACUAUGAUUGAAUGUUUGAUUUCCAUACUUGGGAUUGGAGUAUCUUGUUCUGCUGAAUUGUCAAGAGAGCGGAUGGACAUUACCGAUGCUGCCAUAGAGCUUUGUUUGAUCAGAGAUAAGUAAAAGACUCCCAGGGAAGAAAUUCAAGCUCAAGCAAUUUUAGUCAUGCAUGAAAAUUUCUUUGUUAAUGUUAUUUCUGAAGAAGAAAUUUAGAUGUAGUUUAAAUUCCACAAUGCUUUAAUUGCUAAAUUUGGAGCUUUCAUCUCUCAA
Molecule: messenger RNA, 960 nt
Organism: Jatropha curcas
Lineage: Eukaryota; Viridiplantae; Streptophyta; Magnoliopsida; Malpighiales; Euphorbiaceae
Source: RefSeq, a predicted model, not a curated record